AUGAUUAAGAAGAGGAAAGUUCCAACGGAUGGGAAGGGGAAGAGGAGAGUCCCAUUUGCCAAAGACGAGGAACUGAAUGUGGCCCCUUCUUCCCUGGGGAGUGGAAAAAAAAAAAAAAAUCGUGACAGCGAAGAUGAGGAGGAUGAGGAAGAAAGCAAAUUAAAUAAAUUAAAAGCAUCCCAAAAUUUAAAAUUGCUACAAUAUGUGAGGCUAAAAAAAAAGGGAAUAAAUGCGGACAACUUAAGUAAUGAUAAUGUAACCACACAGGAUGAAGAAAAUGAAAAUAAAUUGCACGAAAAGCAUUUCACCAAAAAUGUCACGGAGAAGGAAAUCGAAGAGGCACACAUAGAAAAUUUCAUUCGAAAAAAUAUGGACCAGUUUUACCAAGACGUUAAGAAGGGGAGUUGCAGAAGGGGCGGUGACGACGGUGCCAGCGUUGGUACUAGCGGUGGUACCAGCGAUGGUGAUGCUCACUCGGGUGAUGACCCCGUGAAGGACCUGUACAAACUGUCGGACCACCUGAAAGUCAAAAGCUCUGUUGCCAGCAACCCGGAGAAGCUGAACUGCAUCACAGGCAUAACGGAGAUUCCCCUGCCCAUCGAGGUGAAACUCAAAAAUAUUGAAGAGACGGAAAGGAUAAAGAGGAAGCUGCUGAAGAAGGCCAAGCUUGUAAAUUGAGGGGGCAGUGUUAACCAAAUGAAGGAGCAGAGUUGGCCAAGUGAAGGAGCCAAUUUCGUAAAUGUUCGAAAUGUGUGUAGAGCUGCAUCACCCCCUGGGGUGGAGAACGUGACGGGGUCCCAGUUGGAGGACCCCACUCGUUCCCCUGCGAGGAGUUCUCCAUCCCCCCCUCAUUUAGUCGUUAUCAAAACUUUGAUGCGAUUU
Molecule: messenger RNA, 882 nt
Organism: Plasmodium vivax (malaria parasite P. vivax)
Lineage: Eukaryota; Apicomplexa; Aconoidasida; Haemosporida; Plasmodiidae
Exons: 1
Coding region: 1-678 (225 amino acids)
Biological process (GO): mRNA splicing, via spliceosome
Cellular component (GO): spliceosomal complex
Source: RefSeq, a predicted model, not a curated record